AUGGCCCUUCCUCAGGGCCCAGAAGGUGACAGCCUCCCCACGGGGGACCCCAAGGCCUCUGAGGACACUGCGGGGCCCAGCCAGGCCCCCGCCAGCCCCGCAGUCACCAGGCGGCGGCUCCUCCUGCGGGAGCUCGAGGCCCAGGUGCAGGCGGCCUACGGGCAGGACCGGGAGCUGCGGCCGGAGGAGAUUGAAGAGCUGCAGGUCGCCUUCCAGGAGUUUGACCGAGACCGGGACGGCUACAUCGGCUAUCGGGAGCUGGGCGCCUGCAUGCGGACGCUGGGCUACAUGCCCACGGAGAUGGAGCUCAUCGAGAUUUCACAGCAGAUCAGUGGCGGGAAGGUGGACUUUGAAGACUUUGUGGAGCUGAUGGGCCCCAAGCUGCUGGCGGAGACAGCAGACAUGAUUGGCGUCCGGGAGCUGCGGGAUGCCUUCCGAGAGUUUGACACCAACAGGGAUGGCUGCAUCAGCCUGGGCGAGCUCCGGGCGGCCCUCAAGGUCCUGCUGGGGGAGCGCCUCACCCAGCGGGAGGUGGACGAGAUCCUCCAGGACAUUGACCUCAACGGGGACGGCCUGAUCGACUUCGAAGAGUUUGUGCGAAUGAUGUCUCGCUGAGCCUGCACAGAAGCUGGAGGCAGCGGAG
Eptesicus fuscus (big brown bat) is the source of this 643-nucleotide messenger RNA. RefSeq names its product calcium binding protein 2 (gene CABP2). The record is from RefSeq and is a predicted model, not a curated record. Bases 1 to 615 code for a protein of 204 amino acids. Gene Ontology annotation, molecular function: calcium ion binding. The transcript has 6 exons. Lineage: Eukaryota; Metazoa; Chordata; Mammalia; Chiroptera; Vespertilionidae.